AUGUUCACAACCCGCCUCUUCACCUGCGGUCUCCGCACCCCGCUCUUCGCCGCCGGCUUGGGCGUCUCCAGCGCCCUAGUCUUCACACCUCUUCUCCAAAACUACCGACAACCCAUCCGACUAGACUCGUCGCCCAGCAAUGUCUCGCCAAAGGAUUGGUCAUUCUCGCAAUAUGCGACGGAUGCCCGAACACCCAUAGUCACAUCCCAGGGACGCUUCAACGCGCGGGCUGUGAGGCAAUUGAGCGCGGGGAGCAUUAUAGGACUCGUCGCCGGCCUAGGUGUCUCCCUCUUCUCCAAACCCCUCGCCCUCCUCAUCGGCCUCCUCAUCGCAGGCGUCCAAACCGCCGAAAGCUACGGAAUCCACCUCGUGCCCUACAAAACGAUCCAAGGAUACGUGAGAGGAGUGGAUCUGAGAAGUGCGGUGCAGGACAACAUUGCUUUCAAGGUGAGCUUUGGACUUAUGUUCGCGCUGAGCGCGUUUGCGGAGUUGCCGCAAUGA
Molecule: messenger RNA, 501 nt
Organism: Zasmidium cellare ATCC 36951
Lineage: Eukaryota; Fungi; Ascomycota; Dothideomycetes; Mycosphaerellales; Mycosphaerellaceae
Exons: 2
Coding region: 1-501 (166 amino acids)
Source: RefSeq, a predicted model, not a curated record